AUGUUUGGGGUUGGGUUGAAGCUACAAGUUCCUUCAUCACUCCAGACCUAUCUACUCUCCAUUAAACAAUUCUCAAGUCAAGAUUUAGACUACAAUUUUCCUGAACAUGAAGUACAUCUCAUCGCUUCUUGUGCUUUUAUCCCUGGUAGAUGCAACAUAGACGAACUCAAGAAGGUGGUCGUAGCAUCCACUCAAAAAGCUGAAGAGUACGCCGACAAGAAAGAUGCAGCCGCCAGCAUGAAAGGUACACCAGGCUACGACCCUGACGAAGUGGAAGAAUUGGGUCAACUGAUGUCGGCUCAAAGAAAACAAGCGUUUAUGGCGGGGGUUGCGUACAGGCAAGCAGGGGGCGAAAAGAAUAUGGAUCCCAUGACAGGGGAGCCCUUCGAAUAA
This is a messenger RNA of Melampsora larici-populina 98AG31, 393 nucleotides long. RefSeq lists its product as uncharacterized. The record is from RefSeq and is a predicted model, not a curated record. The transcript has 3 exons. Lineage: Eukaryota; Fungi; Basidiomycota; Pucciniomycetes; Pucciniales; Melampsoraceae. The coding region runs from base 1 to 393 and encodes 130 amino acids.